UUCCCAAAAUGUCUUCCGAGGGAAUCAUACUAACUUGCUUGGGAGUAACAAACUUUGGCGACGGUCUGCGAAGGAUACUUCUCAGAAUCCCACUCCUUUCCGGCGUACUCAACCGGCUGGUCCUCGAGAUUCUCGCAAAACUGAACCUGGAAGAGAUACUCCGCGUCAUUCUUGGCAUAAAACUUUACCUAAUCCCUAAAAAUGUGAUUUGGAUGCGAGUCGGGCUUGGCGAUUUCCUCGUGCAGCUUCUUCUGGGUAUCGGGUGAUGGAACAAGGCUAUAUUUGGCAAUAUAAUCGCCGAAUCAGUAUGCAGUUUGGGUAUAUUGGCGAAUUAACUGAAGCAAUAAGCUUCUGUUCUUCCCUACUGUCCACAUUCUGCUGUCAAAUAAUAUUCACGGACCUCAAGGUGAGUGCUCCAAACCUCAUCGCAAGCUUUUUGGAGAUCAGUAUCAUCCCCAGCUUCAAGUUGGUUGUAAACUUCCUUCUUAUCCCACUAUGUUUAAUGCGAAUCUCAAAAAUCUCACUGGUUGUCUUCGGAUCAGCAAGAUCAAGCGCUGGUCAGCUGUUGAACUCGAUGCCCAGGUUAGUUAUUUCGGUGCUGUAACGUAUGGCAAUGGUUAAUUCUCCGGAUCGCCAACGAUAAGCUUCCCCUUGACCAGUCCU
Hyaloscypha bicolor E is the source of this 663-nucleotide messenger RNA. RefSeq lists its product as uncharacterized. The record is from RefSeq and is a predicted model, not a curated record. The coding region runs from base 266 to 604 and encodes 112 amino acids. Lineage: Eukaryota; Fungi; Ascomycota; Leotiomycetes; Helotiales; Hyaloscyphaceae. The transcript has a single exon.